AUGCCCUUUGACAGACACUUCACACCAGCAUGGUUUACUGUUAUUAUGGGUACCGGGUCUGUUUCCAUCCUGUGGCACAAUUAUCCAUAUCUCAAUGAUUCCGCGACGUUCAAAAUUUUUACACUCAUAUUUUUCUUCCUCAACCUCUCGCUGUUCAUGAUCUUCACUGCGCUCACGAUCGCGCGGUACAUACUCUUUCCCGACAUCUGGGGCAUCAUGAUACGGCACCCCGUCCAAAGUCUUUACGUCGGAGGCUACCCAAUGGGCGCCACCACACUUAUCAACAUCGCCGUUGGCGAAAUAAACCAGCAGUACGGGCUCGGCGGCAAGGGUUUCUUGUACACCGUUUGGGCGUUCUGGUGGGCAGACGUUGUACUCUCGUUCAUUUGUGCAUUCGCCAUCAUCCAUGUUAUGAAGACGCGUCAAGAUCAUGCCCUCAGCCGGAUGACUGCCAUCUGGGUUCUGCCCGUCGUAACGCUUAUUGUCGCAUCCUCAACCGGGGGCAUCCUUGCUUCAGCACUUGUUCAAUACUCCCAAUACUACGCACUCAUCACGCUUACCCUCUCGGUCUUCAUGGUUUCGGUCGGCCUUGCGCUUGCCAUGAUGAUCCUCACCGCGUACCUCCUGCGACUCAUCCUCUACGGCAUACCACAGGGGGGAAGUGUCAUCAGCACUUUCGUCCCUCUUGGACCCAUGGCACAGGGAGGAUACAGUAUCCUGCUACUCGGACAAGGCUUCCGGAGUGUCCUGCCUCUGCAGAAUAAAUCGCAGGUCCUGACGAGCAGCACCACCGGCGACAUCAUCAACGUCAUUUGUGUCGUCAUCGCCUUCAUUCUGUGGUCUCUGGCUACAAUGUGGCUGCUCUACGCUUUUCUCGCAGUACAAGAGGUGUUGCGUCAGGGUUUAUUCCCGUUCAAGCUUCCCAUCUGGGGAAUGGUUUUCCCUAAUGGUGUAUACGCCAACGUGACCAUUCAAUUGUACCGCGAGCUCGACAUCAACUCCAUGCGCGUCUGGGGAGCAAUUUACUCGCUCGUGGUAUUAAUCGUUUGGGCUGCAGUCUUCGUGAAAACGCUCACCAUGCUCCGGAGCGGAGAAAUCUUUGAGUCGCCCUGCAUUGAGGAAAUUGACAUGAGCAAGGAUACCGCGGACUCAGACUUGGAGGCGGGAGAUAUCAGCAUGCAGCAGGAUUUGACAGGCGACGCAGAGGCUACGGUCGGCGUAGGAAUUAGGAAUGCAACUGCACAGUGGAGCGGUAUCACACUUAGUACAGUGUCCACGCAGUAAUCCCUCCGAAGAAUGUCAGUUGUCC
Phanerochaete carnosa HHB-10118-sp is the source of this 1309-nucleotide messenger RNA. RefSeq lists its product as uncharacterized. Bases 1 to 1284 code for a protein of 427 amino acids. NCBI's taxonomy places the organism in Eukaryota, Fungi, Basidiomycota, Agaricomycetes, Polyporales, Phanerochaetaceae. The record is from RefSeq and is a predicted model, not a curated record. Gene Ontology annotation, cellular component: plasma membrane. Gene Ontology annotation, molecular function: sulfite transmembrane transporter activity. Gene Ontology annotation, biological process: transmembrane transport; sulfite transmembrane transport. The transcript is spliced from 4 exons.